AUGGCGUCCAUGGGGGGAUUAUGGGGUUCAACAACCCUGCGUCUCCUUCGCGUCGCCGUGUCCCGGACCGCCUCGGCUUUCCGGACCAGGGUGGCGAAUGCGUCGAAACCACGACUACAACCCAUUCCGAUUCAAACUACUGGGAGGCAGCCGCUGCACCCUGCCGCCGUGCUGAAGCAGAGGCGUGCCGGAGGAAGCUCACGCUGGUUCUCCAGUGGCACGACGAACCGCAUCGACAGUAUCGUACGGAGAUACUUUAGCUCGUCCGGGGGCUCCGCCCCACGCCUCGACCGCUCCAAGCUCCCGCGUUCCAAGACGUCGCAGCGUGUGGCCCAGUUCUCCGGCCGCGCCCCUUUUGCGAGCACUUUGCGGCCGAACCUCACGGGCGGCGCUAUGCCCCGAACCGCUGGUGGUUACACCCUCGGCGGCGGAGGCGGCGCCCGGUACUUCUCUCACGGUCCCGCCGCGCCGGCGCAGGUCGUCCAGAACGUCUCCCAGGCCAUGAGGGCCUUCUUCCUGUCUGGCCAGAAGUUGCGCUAUGACGGUAUGGGAGCGCGAGGUGAACACAAGUACCGCGCCGUGUCAGACCUCGAGGACAAGGCCAUGAACAAGCUAGCUGCUAUCCACCGCAACAGCCCCGGCGCUUUUGUCGACUUCCAACUCAGCCCCACCAUGACGGCUCUGAGCCCCCUAGCUGCCGCCAUCUCCGGUGCCGGCGCUUCUACCUUCAACGGCGGUGCCCAGGCUACCGAGGUCAUGACCAGCCUUAAUACUGAUGGCUUCCUCGACGUCUUGUCCGCUGAUUUCGGACGUGCCCUCAAGGAGCUGACGGCCGUGUAUGCGGAUCUCAGACGCCUCGCGGUGCUGGGAGACUUGCCCAUCACCAUGGAGAAGCACGGCACGAUUCGCGUGCGCUUCCCUGGUGUCGACGCCGAGACUGCCACCCGAUUGUGUGAUGACAUUGGCCUCCAGCGGGGUAUCGUCGGCGAGGACGCAGACCUUGAGGCCACCGUUGGCCAUGACGAUACCUCGGGAGGUCUCAAGUUCCCGUUUGCGCCCGAGUCUUACCGCCCACAGUCUAUCACGUGGUUGUCUGAUGGCUCCCUCGAACGUCACGAUGGCAUCUCAUCCAUAGAGUACGAGGACUGUUUUGUCUAUGACUCCUCCGUCGCUGAUGAUAAGGGCCUUGAUAUUUCGGACAUGGACAGCUUUGAAAGCGUGUCUCUUCCCGAGAGCUCCGGUGAACAUGCAUCGGCGAGUUUCGAGGGCCUCGAGGGCAUCUAUUGGUUCAUCGAAGAGUGCGAUCGAAACAUUGGUCGACUUGGUUAA
This is a messenger RNA of Geosmithia morbida, 1329 nucleotides long. Its product is annotated as Casein kinase II beta 2 subunit. Bases 1 to 1329 code for a protein of 442 amino acids. Lineage: Eukaryota; Fungi; Ascomycota; Sordariomycetes; Hypocreales; Bionectriaceae. The transcript has a single exon. Gene Ontology annotation, biological process: proteasome assembly. The record is from RefSeq and is a predicted model, not a curated record. Gene Ontology annotation, molecular function: proteasome binding.